CGGGGCGACUCGGGAACCGGUCCAACCUGGCCUUGCGGAGCCUGCAGAAAGGGAGUAAGCCAGAGCCAGGACUUUUUUCGCAUUUGUAAUUUUCAAGCAAGCUCAUCUGCCCUGCCCACAUUUGCAGAAUAACACCAAAAGAUGCCUUUCUACCUCCGGAAGCAGCCCCUGGAGAUCCCUCUCCCCACCGAAAAGGAGUGGAUUAAAAAAGAUGAAGGGGAGGCUUUCUUCCUGAACGAUCCCGACCAAAUAAUCGAUUAUUUGCCCCAGCCUUUCCGGAUGAUCAACAAGCUGGUGACUGUCUUGUUUGAACAGGCCUGGGAUAUUAUUGAGAAUCGAGAGCAGCGCCAUGUGUCGAAAAAACGACACCCUCCACCUGUAUCAUGCCAACCAUUGGCCGAAUUCCAGGUGGUAGGGAAAGCAAAUUGCCUGGCAGCCUCGGGAGAAUACAUCUUCAUCGGGCUCUCUACAGGACUUUCUGUUUUCAGCAUUGACACCUGCGAGAGGGUCUGUGCUUGGGAUGCAGCCAAGCUUGAAAUGUGUACCCUCCGUAUCUCAGAUCUGGGUAAUAACUCUGAAGUCCUUGGAACUGUGGAUGAGAUGGGUUUUGCCCAUCUCUUUUAUUUUUCCAGGGAGAUUCUCCUGCAUGUAAAAGCCAUAAAUGAAGUGGAAGACGUCAGCAAGCGAAACACAUGCGUCGCGCUGGAACUGUCUCCCAGGGGCGAUUAUGCCGGUUUCCUACUCCAAGGCAACUCGGAGGCUUGGCUCGAGGUCUACCGGUUGCCAAAGGAUUCUUGGCAGAAGGAGAUAGAACAUGUACAAACGGUUUCCCUUGCCCCUCCGGUUCUCAGUUCGACUCCAGCGUCUGCCAAGGACAGGAAAUUCAGCGUAGCUUCCACGCCAAAGAAUGUGGAUUUCCGGGGCUUGGACACCCCAGGAGAAGUCACAGAAGAACAGGAUUUGCAACAGCUUCUCAACCAAUGUAAGCUGAGUCCCCCUGCUCUGCUGAUGAAGAUCAGAUCUCCCAAGCCUGUGGCAGGCAGUCCGUUUAAGAAUCCUUACGAAGCUUUAAUGAAGUGCGAUGAUGGCACCACGGUUGGCUUGGGGCAGAACCACCUGAUCAGGGACUGCCAGUGGGAACGGCUGGAUUCCCUUUUUAACAGCACUUUCCGACAAUUUCUGGACUUAAAGGAUGAGCUCGAGAUCAAGGAGGAGAAACUCAGCCAAGGCAUGUUCCAUUUCCACGGUCCUGGCCGCACCUUGCCCAUUGGAACGGAAAACAGAACCGAGCCAGACGCUCCCGUGGCACUCAGCGUUCACUGGAGCACAAGCCACCACCUAUGCUUCUACCUGCUGAGUCGUCCUCCGAAGGAGAAAACAGACUCUGAUCCAAAACCGGACAUUGUUUGGCCCUGUGCUGCUCCAGUUGUGCUGUCUGCGGUCACCCCUUGCUUUUCCCAUCUGGCGCUUGUUUGUGAAGAUGGAGCCAUUACUGUUUGGGACAAAUCUCUAGGGUUUGCCUUGUUUGUGACCGUGCUCCCAGAAGGGUACGUCGUCCGCAGUAUUCAGUUCAUGCCACUUUCCAGCAAGACAGUUUCUCACAGCAAGGACUCCGCCACUAGAAAAGUUCAGCUUCUCGUGUUGUGUACCGACGGCUCUCUUCACCUGCUGACCUCGGAGACCAAGGAAUUCAGCACCAAGGUUCUGGUAUACAAGCCGGAGCAUCCAAGCCAAGCCAUCAGUGCCAUGGCAACCGUACCAUCUUUAACCAAUGCAGUGCUGACUUGCUCCUGGGAUGGCACGGUCAGUCUGAUAGACACAGCGACGGAAGCGACUGUGUGCCACUUCAUCACGCCUCCUCCUUACAGAGUCCACUUGGCACCCUCCAUCAAUGCAGCAGAGAUUUCACGCAGCCUCUGGUGGGGUGUUCAAAGCAAGCAGAUGUUUCUGAUUGUCCUCUGCAGCACAACUCCUGGAUAUGAGCCAUCUGGAAGCAUUAAAGCAGAGAGCGGAAGUGACCAAAACACCAUCUUUCUGUUUGAUGUCACACCCUGCCCAGAGACUUUCUCGCAGCCAGACGAGUGCCCACCUGACACUCUGGAACACCUGCCUUGGGACAGGCGAUGUGAUGUUUUCCUAAAGAACAGCUAUCAGCAGCUAUCAACCAUUAGCCAGCAGAUACCAGAGAGUUGGAGCCUGCUGAAGAUGUAUGCAGCAACCUUGCAAGGGAUGGGCCACGAAAAGUGAUGGGGCCGUGGCAGAAGUGUCGAUGUACCUUCUCGGGCUGAGGCAUCACUCGCUGGGAUCCAGAGUGUGUUUUUGUGAGUCCUGGCAGUCACGGAGAGCCUGGUUGCUGUUUUGCUGGCAAACUGUUACAAUCGCCUGCUGUCCACCAGAGAGCAGCCAAGGGCCGUAGCCAACGCUGGCAGCUCCCGCGGAAGACCGCAGUCCUUUCUCCGAAGCGUCUGGAGUCAGAAGCACAAUAAACCACCAGCGACUUUCUCUUUUCUGUUGAACUGGGCGUGCUCCUAAUAAAUCUCCCGGAGGUUUCAUGAGCCAUCA
This is a messenger RNA of Sphaerodactylus townsendi, 2562 nucleotides long. RefSeq names its product WD repeat domain 93 (gene WDR93). Lineage: Eukaryota; Metazoa; Chordata; Lepidosauria; Squamata; Sphaerodactylidae. The record is from RefSeq and is a predicted model, not a curated record. Gene Ontology annotation, biological process: electron transport chain. Gene Ontology annotation, molecular function: protein binding.